CAGAAGAACUUGGUGGAAAGAUUGAAAGUCUUCAGUUGUUCGAUGCAGUUGAGAGGAGCAUCAACAUCGGAGUAGAUCUUUUUAUUAAAGUUCUCCGUGAGCGAGAAUUGAGCGCUCUUUGAUUCCCCCCAAAAUAGCUCCAAGAGCUCACCAAGUGCUACCAUUGAGUCAGUUGCCGGCAAACAGUUGCUCCAUUCGGAUCACGUUUCCGUCUGCUCCCCCAAAAGUGAUUUCGUAGUUUGUUGUGUGCUUUUCUCCGGAUUCUUUGAAAUCUUAAACCCUUUGCAUUCCAUCGUACUCGUGCUUGUGAAAAUAGCAACACUUUCGCCAAAGUUGCUGGAACUUUUGUAAAUUGGAUCCUCUCGUUUAUCCAAAAAUAAAAAAGAAAAUAAAAAAUAAAAAUAAGAAAAAAAGAAAAGAGUUGGAUUAACAUGUGGAAUACAGUGUUGGAUGAAAAUUGCUAAUUGAAAUUUCGUGUGAGAGAAUUUACAAGCGCCAAUUAAUGCACUUAAGUCAUACAAUAAAGCCAGUUGGAUAAAGGUGAAAAUUCCAAUUUCACAAAAAUUACAAUUACCGUGCUUGGUGAAGACACAGAGUGAAUUGUGGCUCUCGUUUUUUUUUUAUUUCAUCUUCAUAUCGAAUUGAAAAUGUACAUUGUGAUGUGGAUUUUGUAGUUGAAGAUCUGUUGAAGAUAUCCCAGGAGGGAAAAAAUACAUAAUUCAGUAAUCAUCCAGAUUAAUCUUGAGCAGUGCGCAGCACAUUUAUCGCAGCAUUACGAUCAAAUAAAUAUGUAACAAAAAGUGCACAAUAUACAAUUCCUCGAAGGAAACAUUCCAUACCCCUCAACUCAUCAUCAACAUUAGUUGCGGAAAGGACGAGACUGUCUCGUGUCUCCUGUUUGUCUUCCAGAGACAAGACGCGUACAUUUGUGGGCAUUGAAGCAUUAAUGUCUACCAGACUAUAGUAAUACUAUCCUCUUUUCAACCUCAUCUCAAGCCAAGAGAAUCUUACCAUCUGCAGCAUGGACGCAUAAGGAUAUCCAUCAGGUGCUGUGAACUUCAUAGAGAGUGACAGGGAUAAUUGAUUGCUGGAGACGUGAACUUUUCACCUUUGCCCCUUACCACGUGCUUCAAUUUUCCCAGGGCAAGGAAUGCUAAAAAUUGCAACUGCAGCUAGUGCAGAAUCCAUCCCAAACAACUUUAAUUUGACUUGAUGCAGAAAUGAAUUCAAGUUGUUCUUGUGCUCGUGAAGGAAAUUGGAAGUGAUUCAAAAAAAGAAAUAUACUCAAAAAAAGAAGUGUAAGAGGCUCUUCUGGAAUGUUGCCUCUACUGCAGUGUUCCAAUUCAUGAAGGUUUUUCGCUGUUCUUUUUAUAUUCCAACUUUGCGUUGACAAUAUAGCACUUUGGUCGUGAGCUCACAAGUGAAGUAAAGAAGGGCAGAAUCGAUCUUUCAGUAACAGAAAUUGUGUCGUUUUGUGAAAAAAAAAGAAAAUGAAAAUUCGAAGAAGUGUUAAGUGAAACAAUUGAGAAAUUUUAAACUACAAAACAGUCAACAUGAAUUGCCUAUGCCGCUCAUCAAAGGUCAUAUCCGUUCGGAUUGUCCUGCUCGAUGAAACGGACUUCCUCCAUGAAAUAAAGGAUGAUCUUCAGGGCCAAGCACUGUUGGAUGUGGUGUUCUCUCGUCUGAAUCUCAUCGAGACGGCUUAUUUUGGCAUUCGAUACUUGGACCAGGAGAAUCAAACUCAUUGGUUAGAUCCCUUGGCUCGAAUAUCACGGCAAUUGAAAGGAUCCAACGAACUAUACGAUUUGUACUUUGGUGUGAAAUUCUAUGCGGCGGAUCCGUGUAAGUUGCUGGAGGAGAUUACAAGGUACCAGCUGUUUUUACAAGUGAAACAGGAUGUUCUGCAGGGGCGUCUUCCAGUGUCGUUUGAAUUGGCGGCUGAACUCGGUGCAUAUGUUGUACAAUCUGAACUUGGGGAUUAUGAUCCCAGACGACAUUCUGUAGGCUACGUGUCAGAAUUUCGACUUCUCUCGAAUCAGACGAGAGAACUUGAGAAUCGUGUAGCAGAAUUACAUCAACAACUGAAGGGGUUGUCACCCUCGGCGGCAGAACUCAAUUACUUGGACAAGGUUAAAUGGCACGAUAUGUACGGUGUUGAUUUACAUCCCGUCUUGGGAGAAGACAGUGUGGAAUAUUUCCUGGGAUUAACACCAUCCGGCAUUGUCGUGCUGCGGAACAAAACGACUGUUGCUCAUUACUAUUGGCCGCGAAUUGCAAAAGUCUACUUCAAAGGAAAGUACUUCAUGUUGCGAGUUUGUGAUAAAAAUAAUGAAGUGAGUACGUAUGGCUUUGAGACACCCCGAAAGUCUGCGUGCAAACAUUUGUGGCGAUGCUGCGUUGAGCAUCACGCCUUCUUUCGACUGGUUCGAGUCGCGCCGAUGCAGCCUCAGGCUGGGACAACUGACUUGUUUGCACUGGGAUCACGUUUCCGGUACAGUGGUCGGACCGAGAAGCAAGCCGUCCGGGAUGCCCUGAGUCAUGGGAGGGCUCCGCCUGCCUUCACCAGAACACCAUCGCGGCGACAACCAAGGAGGGUAAUCGAUGAGCUGCUUGAUGCAAAAUCAUCGGAGAAUUCAGGAAAACAGACAAAGCAUGAGAUUAAAACAAUAUCAAUUCCCCAACCGGCACAAAAUUCUGAUGUCCUUUACCGAUCUGCAUGUAGUAUUCCGGCUACAAUUAAUGCUCGCUCAUUCCAAAGAAAUGGAAGCACAGGUGCUCCAGAUUCCCCACGAAGUACAAGAAGUGCUCCCUGGGUUCGUUCCCAGCAACGUGGCCUCUUUGGCGUCACUGCUAGUCCCAGAUCUGUAAGAUCAGCCUCUCGUGAAGCUCCUGCCCAUCGAUAUCGUUCAAGUUCUGUUGAAAGUCACUCGUCCAAUGAUUCAAGAUCCUGUCGGAGGCACAAGAGUGGCAAAAAUCGCCGAACAUCCGACAAUGAAAGUGAAUUUUCACGGGCAUCAGGACGUUCGGGCAGAUCACACAAUUCCCAUCGGAAGCACAGACGCCAAAGAUCUAAACAUCGUCGUAAUGAUUCGGGUUCGGAGAAUGAUAGCAUGAGAACAAGGAGUUAUUCAGGGCAUAGAGUGUCAGCGGGAUCGGUGGAAUUAAUUGACUCAGGGAGUCAGUGGCGAGAAGUUCAGAGGAAACAAGCUGAACUCAAUGGGUACAGUUCCAUUCAACAGGCGUCAGUCAUUAAGAGCAAUCUUGUUCCUAAACACCAAGGCGGGGAUUCUGAACAUACACAUCAUCGGAGCAGAAAGCAUCGCAAACAUAGGUCACCUUCCGAAAGUCGUUCCAAAAUUUGGUCCAGCGAAUUGGCAAAACAUUUGCAAUUUGAUUUGGUGGACACAACUGGCAUGACAGAGGCUCAGCUCCGGGAAAUUCCAUACACUGUGGUAGAGACCAGCUCGAUUAAACGACCCAACACAAAUUCCCUCAAAGUUCACAAGAAUGGCUCGAAUAAAGACCGUGUUGACAGGAUAAGAGGAAUAUACAUGACAGAGAACAAUGAGUCCACUGGGGUGGUAGAUGGUUCUAUAAGAUCUGCCAGUACAAUCAGUUCCAACAGAGAUGUUGAUAGGGAUAGAAAUUCCGGUCUUGUAAGAAUGAUGUCCAGUUUAAGCAUGGGAGACUUUAUAUCUCCGUCUGGUUCCAGUCUCAGUCCACUUGAUGGUUCGGGAUUACGGGUAUCUCACGAGCACACCGACUCUGGCCUAGGAGCAGAUCAAGACUAUGCUUACUCGUCAGAAAGAUCCAGCGACAGUACAAAGUAUGGUACGAAUAAAUCUUCCGGAGCUUCGGUCACUUCGGGUCAGCACAAGAUGACCAAUGGUCAACAGGCCGGUAGUACCUCAUUAGCAAACCAUCAUCAUUCAGUGAGUACCAAUCGGAAGCCACCGGUUCAUCCGAACCGGCAGGCCAAUAGUCUAAAGACAUCGUCGGUUCCUGUACAUAAUAACAAUAAUUACCAAGCCGCUAACAACAAUUGUACCACAUCUUUGCUGAGUAAUCUCGUAUAUCACAACGACCUACAUUACACGUUUAGUCUUAAUCGCAUUCCUGGCGGUGGUUUCGGUGGUGGGUUCGCAUCACCCAUAAGUCCAACGGCUUUACCGUGUAGCGAUGGUCACGGGACUGGCUCAAUACGAGCUCCACGUGGCACAAAGUCAGACAUUGGUGUUCCCAUCAAUCGACGACACAUCUCAAAAUUUUGCACAAAUGCAGCUGGGGUACAUAGCAUUGGGAAAUUGGCAUCGGUAAAGUCAGAAAAUCAACUGGCGGCCUUUAAUAUUUCCGGUGCUUCCAAUAUCACCGACUACCUGGACAAUUAUAAGACUGACGGUGUAGCCAAUACAUUCACGGCACUUAAUACAAGUAGUGCACACAAUAACAAUUUUAUUAGUAACAAUAACCAUAAGGGGUCAGAUCAGCUGCAGCGAACUAAUGUAAAUAACACAACGCUUCCACCCUCCCAUCAAUCAGCUUCUGGUACAGCGGUUGGGCCACUGCUUUACCUUGAUCCAGAACAUGCGGCUACCAACCGAUUUAUAAGCAACACCAAGUAUCGAUCUAAUUACAACCAUACACAAAAUAAUGGAGAAAUGCCUGAAGUGUUCGGUAUGAAGGACAAAGCCCAAACCAAAUGUGCAAAUGAUCAAUUAGCAACUAUUCUUGCUCCAAUUAUCCAAAGUAGACGGGCGCAAUAAUUGGAGAAAUGAGCACUGAAUUAUAAAGAUGGAAUGAUGUGAUCACCAAGUGAUUUAACACGCUGAUGACACCGUGAAAACAUUAGGCAUUUUCUCUUUAAUUUUACUUGUAUGCAAUACCACUUUUUAGUUUUAUAAAUUGCUUGACAUUAUUUUUGGGAAAAAUACAAAUUUUUUUGUGAAAUUUGUUCUGCUGGAAGUUUCAUUUAAAAACACAUUAGUAGCAGAGUCUUCUGCACUUUACUGGAACUUUUUCUUUUCAUUUUUUUUUUUUUUUGAGAAGAUUUUUGAAGACAUGAGUAAGCUCCACCCAUAAAAUUUUAGGUCGCACCCUAUUUAAAAGUGACUUGUCAUGAAGUUUUUAUUUAUUUUACACUGUUUGUUAAGAAAUUUGAAAAAAAUAUAAGAGUUUUAAAGAAUAUCAGGCCUAUAAAUGAAAAUUAUAUUUAAGAUGUAAAAGCAGUGCUCCUUGGUCAAAUAAGCCACGCCCCUUAUCAGAGUUGUGUUGAAUAUAAAUUCUUUUAUCUUUGAAAAAAAAAUGAUUGUAAAAGUCUAUGGUUCUACAAUAAUAACAAAGUUUAUUAUUAAAAAGUCGCGCUAUAAUUCCCUUCACGUGAGCAUGACGGUUAAAUGAGAGUGAGGAGAGUAAAUGGGCGGUCUUGAUCGAAUCCAAGAGAAGGUAUAAAAGAACUUCGUGUUCUGGGACCCACAAAGCAGAUAAAUAUUCUUACGGAGGCUCACAACAACAGAAAUGUAAUAAAUAAAUCAUAAUUUUUAGAAAUAGGAGGAAAAUUGCGAAAAAUUUUUGCUGCCACGCCUAUUUAAAACCACGCCCUAUUUCAGAAAUCCCACAACUUUUAAAUAUUGCCUUACCCAAAAUUCUUAUUUAACAGAAACUUAAAGAGAAAUUGGAGUUAUAAAAUAUUUUCUUCAACUUUUUCUUGUUUAAAAUAAAUCUUCUAACUACUUUGUUAAUGAGUUUAUUAAAUAUAACCUAAAAAUAGCAACUUAUUUGGUUAGAAUUUUUAAUUGUAUUCUUUUUUGGAAAUAUUCUGUGGAUUCUAAUUGUUUCCAGUUUAAUUAAUCAAAAAAUCAACUUUUGAUUCAUAUUACCAAUAUUUGACUAAAAGUUUAGGUUGAAGUUUAAGUCGAACCUGUAAUAAAUCUUGGAAAACAAUAGUAAAUACGGUAAUUUUUAAAAGUUGAUGUAUUAUUUGAUUUUCCUUUCUAUUUUACAGUCAACAGGUUAUAAAUCGUUACUAACUAUUAAUAAGUUGCAGUACUGUAAAAUGUAAGAAUUUUGAGAGAUAUAUUGGUUGUUAUAAUAUAUUCACACAUGAUGUGUAAAAGUCCUAGGGGCGUGGCCAAUUUUUUAAUGGUUUAAACUUGAAAAGCCACGGAGCUUUACAAGGGGAGAACCAGGGUUUAAGAGGCGUGAAACAACGGCGCAACGCACGAGCUGAGGCACUACACUCAACAGCAUAAGGCUGCCCGACUGCCCCUCUCUGCCGAUCGAUAGAUCGGUAGAGGGCUUUAUUGGCUAAGAGGAUCAAUUGAGCACUAAGCUCAGAGCGUUGCCAACUUUGCCUAAGAGCAAAUGUCAAAGACUUGAAUGAAAGGAUAGUUUGCCCACGACUCGAUUUGGGCUCCCCAUUUAGGCAUGGCUUAACAAACUUCGACUUUUAUUUAGGGUAAGUGUGCCAAAUUUCGGCAAAGUUGCAUACAAGCACCGAAGUCCGAAGUUUCAAAUGCAAUAUUUUUAAUUCAUAUUGAUAUUUUUUGUUAUUUCCUUUUCGGGAAGGUUGUGUGGAACCUUGAAAACUAGUUUAUCAUCUCUGUUUUCUUCCUAAAAUAUUUAGAAAUUAAUAAUGGACAUUGCUUUGGGUAGUAUUCCGGCCACUUUGAGUGAAGUUCCGGCCACCUUGUUUGUGACCACCUUUUGUGACGCAACGAAUAAAAAAUUUCAAAACGUCAUACAGAACGAGUUUAAUAUUUAGUUUAAUACGUUUAUAUGACCCACAAGCCCUGAGAUCUUCCGUGUAAUUUGUCCUGAAGACCUGUAGAGUACCAUCUCAAAUUUACGUGCAGGUUCCCGUAGAAAUUUACCUUCCCCAAACUCUUCCAAGGCCUUUUCCACAUCAUCUUUUUCAUAGGAGCGAUGGUUUUUUUCUCUGGACAUUGCAGAACUCAGAAAUUGGAAAAAAAAACACAAAAAGAAUAAAAAAUUUAGGAAAGCAAAAGAUGUUGCCGGAAUAGGCAACACUAUCUCACCGGAGAGACGCUCACAAAGUAUAUACUUUUUUACGCAAAAUACAGGAUCCUGCUGAGAAAUUUAACCCGAAAUUUAAAGAUUGAUUCACUAUUAACAGAAACAGAAACAAUCUUUAAUGAAAACUAAUCAAUUUUCAUGAAAAACACCGAAGGAAAACCUUUUGUACUUCACCACAAAUCGUAAGACUGCUAGAAACACAAUCGAUCUGUCUGAGUUUUUACAACGCAAUUUAAAUUCAAAUUAAUUAUACCUAAAAUUUAACGGUCUUUGUGUUAAUCGUGUUAAUACAUCCUAAAAUGAAUAAAUAUUUAGAAGCAAAAUGAAUUAAUUGAAUAUUCGAAGAUAACAUUCAUAAUUUUAAUUAAUUUAUUUCCAUUGCCGAAAUUACACUCAAAGUGGCCGAAGUUAGAAGCUGGCCGAAAUUUGGCACACUUCCCCUAUACCUGAUAUCAAUGGUGCUGUCUUUGUAAGGUCUCGUAGCAUUCUCUGAAUUGACAAUAAAUAUUCACAGACUUUUACUUUAAUGGCCUGUAAUUUAUAAAUGAAAAUCAAACAAAAAUAUUUAGGGCUGAGCUUACUUAGGACAUCAAAAAUUCCAGCUUAAUAGAAAAGUUUAAUUUUAAAACAAGUUCCAGUAUAGUAAUAUAUUCCAGAUUUUUUUUGGUAUAGAAAUUAAUCGCAACUUUCUAAAAUUCAAUCCUUAAUUCAACAGAAUAUCAAAAUACUGAUUUGCAAGAAUAAGCCUAAAUUUUUAGAAAAUUGUACUGUUUGUGACAGAAUCACAUAAAGUAUAUUAAUCUAUAUGAAUUUUCCAUUUUCAAAUCGAUGUGCAAUCAUUAUAGUUAAAUCAUAUUGAAUGUGUAAAUAAUUUUUAUCAUUCCUUUCCCUUAAUCUAAAUGUUCAAAUGAACAGUAAGAAAUCAAAUUUACUGGCGAAAACUUUAAAAAUUUCCGAUAACGUAUUUAUGAUGUGAAUUCUUAACUAAAAAAAAAGAAUCGUCUAAAGAUUGCAAGCGAAGUUAUUCCAUCUGAGGUAUUUUAUAAAUGGAAUCAGUGGAAAAAACUACAAAAAUCUAGCGAAAUAAUGAAAAAAAUGCUCAGGCGGUUUAUUCUGACUGAUGUUACUUUUUACACUCACCACAACCACAAAUAUACAUAGUUUAUAGUGGAAUUCGAUAUCUUUUAUAAGUACGCAUAUUCACCCACAUUCCAAAGGUUAAUAUAUUACUACAUAAAGAUUUAAUGUAAUGUAAAUAAUAAACAAUUUACAAAAAAAAUAGAAACGAACGAAAACUCAAAAAGUAUUAACAAAGCAUUUUUUAAAUACAUUUUGAUGGCAGUCAAUUGAUUUUCUGUCCAAUAUUUUGUAAACGUCGAAAUUGUUAUAGUUGUUCUGUGGUAACAUUGUGAAGAUUGUAUCGAAAAUUAAUUAAAAUUUGCACUCAUAUUACUCGAAAUCAAUAGUUGUAAUAUAUUGAAUUAUUUUAUCGCAUACCGAAGUUAUUACCCAGAACAUUCAUAAUAAAUUGAAAUGUAAUGAAAACAAUGAGAACGAUAAUCAAAAUUUGUAUGCUGAGCAAAUAAUCGCAAAUCAUUUUGAAAAUUCUAAGGAUUAUAUUAUGAGAAAAAAAAACAUUUAUAAAUCCACAUUGCACAUUUUGAAAUAACAAUUUUUGAACGCAUGAUUAAUGCAUUUAUAAAUGUAAUAACAGAUGUAAUCACUUUUGCGUUUGACUACUUUUUUCGGUAUUGCGCUGAAAUGAGUGGAGCACAAUAUUUAAAAAAAAACAACAUUGUGAAAUUUAAUAUUGAUAUAGCCAGGAAAAAAAAUUUUGUAAUAAAUCCUUAUUAGUGUGAAUAAAUUUAAUUCCACAGA
Phlebotomus papatasi is the source of this 8910-nucleotide messenger RNA. RefSeq names its product band 4.1-like protein 4. The coding region runs from base 1554 to 4763 and encodes 1069 amino acids. NCBI's taxonomy places the organism in Eukaryota, Metazoa, Arthropoda, Insecta, Diptera, Psychodidae. Gene Ontology annotation, cellular component: cytoskeleton. The transcript has 15 exons. The record is from RefSeq and is a predicted model, not a curated record.